AUGGGAAAUGGAAGCGAGAAGACGUCACAAGCCCUUGAGUCGACUUUCCAGAACCCAGCUUGGCGGCCUGAUUCGAUAUGGAGUAACGGGGCCAUAGGGUCCUUUGGAAAGAGAGACACUGGGGGGUCAAAAGCUUCGUCGACCGAUGAUACUUUCCCGAACGGCUCUUCAGGGUACAAUGCUCUAUCUGCCCCAUCGGACCCUGAUCCUUGGGGAUCUCGGUCGGGACCUUGGAACAACACAGAACCACCCCGAAACACAUCUGGCAACACGUCGCCGAACCGGACUCGAGACGGGGCAAUUCACGAGCUCCCAAACACCUCUCCCUACUAUACAUCAGCGCAGCCACAGAUGCAGCCGGCAAUCGGACAGAGAGGAAACAUGACCAGCAGAGCUAAGCCUGGCUCCGCACUGGACUCUUCGACGGCAACGUUCAAGUACGGCCAAUUCCCUGAUUACGGCGAUGAGAAGGAGAACAGCAGGCCGUUCCCGUCGGCCAAGUUUGAGGUCGACCCCGCUAUUCGAGGCUUUAGGUCUGACAAGCGUGGCUCCCAAGACAAUUCCUACCUGAAUGUUGUCGGUGCACCGUCUCGCGAUCCCGGCAUCCCCCAACCUGGCCAUUCCGACACGGACCAGCAUACGCAGGGAAAUGCCUACGGAGACUUCAGCUACAACGGCCCGGCCUCGAACACUGUUCAUUCCAAGCGGCCCUCCAUUGCCGGCCUUUCAGGAUCCUUUUCAGGCCAGCCGACGAAUGCAAGGUCCUUCAUGACGAAUCAGAUGGAUGAUGAGGAGCUACAGCACAAGUUCACGAGAAAUCUGUCGCUAAACGACGGUUCGAACGGGCCACAAAACGGUUUGGGCAACGGCUCAACAUACGGCAGCGGCACGUCACAGACUUUCCAGUUCAACCCUGUCUCACAGCCUUGGGACAACGGGAAGGGAUAUGGGAACGGAGGCGCACAGCCCCAGGAUGCAUACCCAGAUCCCUUAGCCGGCCCCUAUGCAAACACGCGUGGAGUGACGGCAGAUCGCGAGUCACCCGCUGGGAGUGCUUACCGCCCGGGCAUUGGCAGCCCCAGGAGCUAUGGUGGAACUCCACAGCCUGGAAUCGACCCAUGGUCCAGACCGGCUUCCCGCGACCCAAGGAUGGCCCCAGACAUUGACCGGAGAAGCCAGGGCCAGCACUUCUUGCAACAACAACAACAACAACAACAACAGCAACAACAACAAGCACCUCAUUACUACGCCCACCCUUUCUAUGCCCCGAAUUACCAACAGCAAUUCCCUCCUCAUCCCUAUGAUCCCUACGCUGCCGCCGCGCAGCCGAACUUCAGGCCGCCCAUGCCGCUUCCUGCCUAUGGCUUACCGAUGAAUACUUACCUAGGCGCUGCUGGCAUUCCUCUGAGGCCGAACAGCAAAGAUCUAGAUCCAGCGAAGGGCAUCAGGAGCCCUCUGUUGGAAGAUUUCAGAUCCAGCUCCAAGUCAAACAAGCGCUAUGAUCUGAAGGACAUCUACGACCACGUCGUCGAAUUUAGCGGAGAUCAGCAAGGCUCGCGAUUCAUCCAGCAGAAGCUCGAGACAGCGAACAGCGACGAAAAGGACCGAGUCUUCAGAGAGAUCGAGCCUAACGCUAUCCAGCUCAUGAAGGACGUCUUUGGCAAUUAUGUCAUCCAGAAGUUCUUCGAGCAUGGUAGCCAAGUUCAGAAGAAGGUGCUGGCAGGCAUCAUGAAGGGGAAGUUUGCAGACUUGUCCGUCCAGAUGUAUGCCUGCCGAGUUGUUCAAAAGGUACUGGAGCAUGCCCUCGUCGAGCAGCAGGCAGAGCUGGUCAAGGAGUUGGAGCCCGAUGUAUUGCGAAUCGUCAAGGACCAACACGGGAACCACGUGAUCCAGAAGAUCAUCCAGCUGGUGCCUCGCCAGUACAUCGACUUCAUCAUGGACUGCUUCCGGGGACGCGUCAGCGAGCUCUCUGCCCAUUCCUACGGUUGCAGGGUCAUCCAGAGGGUCUUGGAGCAUGGCACCGAUGCCGACAAGGCGAUGGUCAUGGAAGAGAUCCACAGCUGCGCCCAGUUCCUGAUCACGGACCAGUACGGCAACUAUGUGACCCAACACGUAAUUCAGCACGGUGAUCAGGACGACCGAUCGAAGAUGAUCCGUGUCGUCACCAGCCAGCUGCUCACGCUAUCCAAGCACAAAUUUGCCUCCAACGUGGUAGAGAAGUGCAUCGAGUUCGGUACCCCUGAGGAACGGCGCGGCAUUCGAGAGGAACUCACCACGCUUGGGGCCGACGGGACCAGCCCUCUUCAACUGAUGAUGAAAGACCAGUAUGGCAACUAUGUUAUCCAAAAACUACUCAAUCAGCUCGAGGGCGCGGAUCGCUCAACCUUCAUCGACGAGAUGAAGCCCCAACUCAACUCCCUCAAGAAGGUCAGCACCGGCAGGCAAAUCACUGCUAUCGACCGCUUGAUAUCUGCCGUCUCUUCUCCAGCGCUCACCAAAAACGGCACUCCCGCUUCGACUGCACCCGCCUCGCCGACGUUGCAAAUCAACACCAGCUCUCCGACACCGACACCAAAUUUAACCAUGGAACCAAACAGCCCGUCGAGCAGCCCGCCGAGCACAAACGCGAGUGCUGUUGGUGAAGCGGUUAGCGAGAGCGUCAAGACCGAGGUCACACCUCGCGAUGGAAUUGCCGCCUGCCCAGAAGUGCGGAUCAACGAGGCAUAA
Messenger RNA from Phialemonium atrogriseum, 2727 nucleotides. Its product is annotated as putative pumilio domain-protein. The coding region runs from base 1 to 2727 and encodes 908 amino acids. Gene Ontology annotation, cellular component: cytoplasm. NCBI's taxonomy places the organism in Eukaryota, Fungi, Ascomycota, Sordariomycetes, Cephalothecales, Cephalothecaceae. Gene Ontology annotation, molecular function: mRNA 3'-UTR binding. Gene Ontology annotation, biological process: nuclear-transcribed mRNA catabolic process, deadenylation-dependent decay. The transcript is spliced from 5 exons. The record is from RefSeq and is a predicted model, not a curated record.